AUGAAGAACAACAAUUUUUUCUACUUGGUCAAUAUAUACUCCUCUUGUGUAUUGAUUAAGAAAAUAAUUCUUUGGAGGAGGCUGUUGGAAUUAAAAGAGACGUUCAAUGAUGGGGAGUGGAUCAUAGGAGGAGACUUUAACGCUAUUAAGGAUUGUAAUGAAAGAAAGGGGAGGAUGGUUUCAAAUAGUUCUAAUGAGAUGGAAGAAUUUGCGGAUUUUAUUUCGGAAAGCUUGUUGGUGGAUAUUCCUUGCAAAGGAAAAAAGUUCACAUGGUUUAGUGCAGGAGGUGGCUCGAGGAGUAGAAUUGAUAGAUUCUUGGUGUCGGAUAAAGUGGUAAAUGAUUGGGGAAUAGUGGGCCAAUUUGUGGGAGAGAGAGAUUUAUCCGACCAUUGUCCUAUAUGGUUGGAAUGUGAUAAUAAUAAUUGGGGCCCAAAAUCGUUUAAAUUUAACAAUGAAUGGUUCUCUUUUGAUUCAUUUAUCCCUUUUGUGAAAAAGGAAUGGGAAGGAUUAAAGGUGGAAGGAAGAGGGGACUUCGUUUUAAAGGAAAAACUUAGACUUCUCAAAGGAAAACUUAUUUGGUGGAACAAGAAAGUGUUUGGGAAAAUAGAUUUGGAGGUAGAGGAAGGUGUUAGGGAUAUUAAUUAUGGGGAUGUGUUGUUGGGAGAGGCGGAAGAAUAUAUUCAACUCGAAAUUCUAAAAAAUAGAAAGGAGGCUACCGGUAGAUUUCAGACCAAGUUGAGAAUUAAAGAGAACAUGUUUUUACAAAAAUCAAGAUUGAAGCGGCUUAAUGAAGGAGACUCUAAUAGUGGUUUCUUCCAUAAAGUUAUGAGGGAUAAGAGGAGACAUAAUCAUAUCGGGACGAUUAAUACUUCGGGAGGGGUUUUAUCAACGGUGAAGGAUAUUAAAGAAGAAGUGGUUCGUCAUUUCUCUAGCAAAUUCGGAGAGAUGGAGGGACAUUCACCGAAUUUAGACGGGAUCCCGUUCAAUAGUAUAAGUGGGGAGGAUAAAAGUUGGCUUGAAAGGCCUUUUUAA
This is a messenger RNA of Vicia villosa (hairy vetch), 1032 nucleotides long. RefSeq lists its product as uncharacterized. Lineage: Eukaryota; Viridiplantae; Streptophyta; Magnoliopsida; Fabales; Fabaceae. The record is from RefSeq and is a predicted model, not a curated record. The transcript has a single exon. The coding region runs from base 1 to 1032 and encodes 343 amino acids. Gene Ontology annotation, molecular function: catalytic activity.